AUUAAGCCAUUGCGAUAGCACGAUCGACGAUGGUAUUUUUAUAAAAAGACCGAGUUAAAGUCAUUAAACAGAAAUAAUAACAUAAAAUUUGAUAUCCUUGAAAAAGCUAUUGAGUGAAGUGAUACAAUAAAACCUUUCAUAUAGUAUGUUUGUGUUUGAAUGAUCAAGAUGUGGGACUUGCCAUACUUGUCUUGUUUAGUUUUGUAUAUAUUUUCAUUUCAAGUUAUUGUUAUAAAUUCUCGCACCUCUAAUAUUUGGAAAUUGAAUUUAGAAGAAGACCUUAUUGUAGAUGGCAAAACUUUGUCUCAAGAUGACACAGAAAAACCAUUAAGUGAGGAAGACACCGUAUUCAAUAUAAUAACAUCUACAGUUUACUACGGGAAUACAUGGACGAAACAUGGAUUUGAUAUGUUUUGCACAGAUUGUCAGAUUUAUGAACAACAGAGAGCUGGCAGUGAAACUAGUGAAGAUACACCGCCAUCAGAAACAAAUGGGCACUCAGAUGAUGAAUAUUUAGAUUGUGGCAAAGCAGUAAACUUCACUUACUAUGAUAACUUAGUUGGAGUUGCUAGACGACACAGACACCCUAAUGUACCUGAACCACAGGUUGCAUUGAUAUUCACAAAAAAGAAAAAUGGAGUCACUGAAUUUGAUAUAAAUUCUUUAGAGAAACGUCUGAAGAAGGCAAAAAGAGAAAAACCCAAAUCAGUACAGUUAUACAAUCAGAUUGGCAACUUUUGGAGAAUCAAAGGAGACACUCGACAAUCAAUAGAGUGUUUCCGGCGAGCACUAGCAGUGGCACCUUACAAUGCUGAAGUGCUACUGAAUCUGGCGCGAGUCCUGUUCACGCUGCAGUACUUGGACGACGCCAUCUACCUGACGCGCCGAUCGCUCGAGGUGCAGCCCCCGGACCGUAGCGCAUGGCAACAGUACUUCACGCUCGGCGAGAUAUUCAAAGCGUACGGACAUUAUCAGGAAGCAGCGCUUCACCUGAGACACGCGCUGGCUCUGAAGCCGGACUUCGAGCCAGCGCUCGCUGCACUCAAAGAUAUCGAGAAUAUACCGGAGGCUUCGGUUCACGUGUACACAUUACUCAUCAUAAUUUGUUUGGUAAUGGGUGUACUGCUAGUGAUAUUGUCGUCGGUGGACAGCGGCACCGACACGGAGGAGCCCAAGACGCAGAGACACUUCAACCGAGCGAUGGCGAUGCGAUCUCUCCGGGGCGUCGCCUUCUCCGGCUCGAGACGGAAGAAAGGCGGAUCCUAAAAUACAGUACCGAACAAAGCCCCUUAACUCGAACGAACUGUUUGAUUCAAACCUCACGUAUUUGAUGAAGUUCUUUAAAUCGAUGCCUCCAAUGAACACUAACUCUAAAUUCGUAGGUUUACAGGAGGAGAGUUUAAACGAAAAA
This is a messenger RNA of Bombyx mandarina (wild silkworm), 1411 nucleotides long. RefSeq lists its product as uncharacterized. The record is from RefSeq and is a predicted model, not a curated record. Gene Ontology annotation, biological process: actin filament polymerization. Gene Ontology annotation, molecular function: protein binding. Gene Ontology annotation, cellular component: cytoplasm; actin cytoskeleton. NCBI's taxonomy places the organism in Eukaryota, Metazoa, Arthropoda, Insecta, Lepidoptera, Bombycidae.